AUGGAGAUGUUGACAACGUUAUUGUCCUUCUUGGCCAUUUUAAUAUGGCGGACGUCCGCCGAGCAAGUUGUCCUUUUGGAUACUACAGGCGAGGCGAGCCUUGAUUGGACCCGUUAUCCUUACGGUCCGCAAGCCAACACCCCAGGGUGGGUUGAGGAAAGUUUCACGAAUUUUCAAAAAGGUAUCAACUGGCGAUCGUACGUUGUUUGCGACGUUGCCUAUAACAACGUGAACAAUUGGCUAUGGAGUCCCUUUAUCGACAGAGGUGUAGCCAAUAGAAUCUACAUUGAGAUAAAAUUUACUAUCAGAGAUUGCAGCUUGUUUCCAGGAAAUGCUCUGUCUUGUAAGGAAACAUUCAGUCUUCUUUACUAUGAGUUCGAUGCUGCUACCAGGGAACCCCCGCCAUGGGAUGCUGAAAGAUACAAACUGAUAGGUCGUAUAGCAGCCGGAGAUGGCCGAUUCAACACGAAUUCCGAGGUGAACAUCAACACGGAAGUAAAAAGCAUCCCCGUCACCAAAAAAGGCGUGUACUUUGCUUUCAGAGACCAAGGUGCUUGCAUCUCUCUCUUGGCCAUAAAAAUUUAUUACAUAACUUGCCCGGAAGUGACCAUCAAUUUCGCGCGGUUUCCGGCCACACCCACUGGAAAGGAGAUCACAAUUAUAGAGCAAGCCCAAGGUACUUGUGUGAGCAAUGCUGAAAUGGUGGGUGGUACCCCUACAUAUCUAUGUAAGGGGGAUGGUAAAUGGACCUUACCAACCUACGGUUGCAAAUGUAAGGCUGGGUUCCAACCUGACAUGGAUAAACAAACAUGCAAUGUUUGUCAACCUGAAACUUAUAAGGCCGAAACAGGCGAUGGGCCAUGUCUACCAUGCCCAGAACACUCAGUAGGUAGGGACUACGGUCUCACAGAGUGUAGAUGCAACAGCGGUUACUACAGAUCGCCAACGGACCCUAAAAAUAUGUCUUGCACUCAGCCUCCGUCGGCCCCUCAAAACUUAACGGUGACUUUCGUGGAUCAAUCUCACGUCACCUUGAGUUGGUUACCACCAGAUAAUUUGGGUGGCAGAACUGAUAUUGUGUACAGAAUAAAAUGCGACGCCUGCGUACAUGGUUUGGUUCAAUAUCACCCCUCAACAGACACCUUUAACGAAACCAGAGUCUCCAUUGGUGGCCUAAACGCUGUCACAACAUACAGAUUCCAAAUAUUUGCCGAAAAUGGUGUAUCCCAGCUAGUAACAAGAGCUAAUAUGAACUAUGCAGAUAUAGCAGUAACUACAGAGGCCAGUGUGUCUAGUAACAUACCAAAUGUUAGGGUUUUAUCUGUCAAAAGUACCGAAAUUACUUUGGCAUGGGAUGCACCUACAAAUAAUGAUAAUUUGGACAUGGAAAAUGACUACGUUGAGUCGUAUGAGGUUCGAUGGUAUGUUAAAAAUGACGUCGACCACAAUUCGACAAGCAUUUUGACCUCCGACUUGAAAUUAACAAUUAUGGACUUAAAUCAAAGGACUGAGUAUGGAGUUCAAGUGAGAGCUAAAACCGCCAACGGCUGGGGAGAUUAUUCACCUGUUAUUUACAAGACUACUGGGCAGGUUUUGAACACCGCUUACAGCCACGAUGCCGAAGGUUUUAGAAUACAACUAGUGGCGGGGGGGUAUAGUGGCAGUAGUAGUAAUACUAGUUGGCGUUAUUGUUCUUACGGUGGUAUUCCUGAGGUCCAGAACAAAUGACGAAUGUAACAAAAAACAACCGAGCGAUUGCGACACUUUGGAAUACAGAAACGGCGAAGUCCACCCCUUAGACAAUCCUCCUAUAGUAACAACCCAUACAAAUGUGACCACACCUCUAUUUACCGGAAUCAGCGGUUCCUCGAGAACCUACAUUGACCCGCAUACCUACGAAGACCCUAACCAAGCCGUAAAAGAAUUCGCUAGGGAAAUCGAUGCAAGUUAUAUAACAAUCGAAGCUAUAAUUGGCGGUGGUGAAUUCGGAGACGUUUGCAAGGGGAAGCUUAAAAUAAAUGGCGUUGAUAUCGAUGUUGCUAUAAAAACUCUUAAAGCUGGGUCCUUGGACAAAUCCAGAAACGAUUUUCUCACCGAAGCUUCGAUAAUGGGACAAUUCGAACACCCAAAUGUAAUUUUCUUGCAAGGUGUAGUGACCAAGUCCAACCCAGUAAUGAUUAUUACAGAGUACAUGGAAAACGGUUCCCUCGAUACAUUUUUACGAGCAAACGAUGGCAAAUUCCAAGUUAUCCAGCUCACAGGCAUGCUACGAGGCAUCGCAUCCGGUAUGCAAUACCUAGCCGAAAUGAAUUACGUCCAUCGAGACCUUGCAGCAAGAAAUGUUCUCGUCAACUCGCAGUUGGUUUGCAAAAUUGCUGACUUCGGUCUAAGUAGAGAAAUCGAGAGUGCCACAGAGGGAGCUUACACUACACGAGGGGGCAAAAUUCCGGUAAGAUGGACAGCCCCCGAGGCAAUAGCUUUCAGGAAGUUCACUUCCGCAUCGGACGUAUGGUCCAUGGGUAUAGUUUGUUGGGAGGUUAUGUCGUAUGGUGAAAGGCCGUAUUGGAACUGGUCCAAUCAAGACGUAAUAAAGAGUAUAGAAAAGGGAUACAGAUUGCCAGCUCCGAUGGACUGCCCCGAAGCCAUUUACCAACUGAUGCUGGACUGCUGGCAAAAAGAAAGAACACACAGGCCGUCUUUCCAAUCCAUAGUUAAAACUCUAGAUAAAUUAAUAAGAGUACCGGAAACCUUGAGGAAAAUAGCGCAAAAUCGAUGCGCGAACCCUCUAUCGGCAGACGCGCCGGAUCUGACGCAGUUCCAGUCCGUCGAAGAGUGGCUCAACUCCAUCAAGAUGGCCAGAUACCUGCAAAACUUUCUCGAAGGCGGCUUCGAUAACAUGGACGCCGUCGUCAAUUUGACCGUCAAAGAGCUGACCGAGGUCGGCAUAACCCUCGUAGGCCAUCAAAAGAAAAUCAUGAACUCUGUCCAAAACAUAAGGGCGCAGCUGCGCGUAAACGGUGCCGAAGGAUUUUUAGUGUAA
Molecule: messenger RNA, 3040 nt
Organism: Brassicogethes aeneus
Lineage: Eukaryota; Metazoa; Arthropoda; Insecta; Coleoptera; Nitidulidae
Source: the annotation of a GenBank genome assembly